This is a messenger RNA of Hermetia illucens (black soldier fly), 1047 nucleotides long. RefSeq names its product RNA pseudouridylate synthase domain-containing protein 1-like. Gene Ontology annotation, molecular function: RNA binding; pseudouridine synthase activity. The transcript is spliced from 4 exons. Bases 64 to 975 code for a protein of 303 amino acids. The record is from RefSeq and is a predicted model, not a curated record. Lineage: Eukaryota; Metazoa; Arthropoda; Insecta; Diptera; Stratiomyidae. Gene Ontology annotation, biological process: pseudouridine synthesis.
UGUCACAAAGUUUAUCCGUCAGAUCUGACAAGUUUUUCUGCUGCUCAAGUUUUGUUUGUAAAUAUGCCUUUCCUCGAAAUACUUGAUUAUUUACUGCAAUUUCUCGGCCGUGAAGUGCUCGAGGCAUGGAUCAAUCGCGUGAGCCUGUUCUUCACCAAAAUACUUGUCCGUUUCCCUUUACCCUGGAUCAAAUUAGCACGUAAUAAUCGACAAUUUCCUAAAUUAGUUCUCCUCCACAGAAGCGAAAAUUUUCUAGUGAUUGAUAAACCGCCUGAUCUGCUUAUAAAUAGUAAUGACUAUAGAAAGAUUUCCGUUCAAACGAUUCUGAGGGAACAAUUUCCGGAACUAAAGGACUCGAGCCUCACACAUGAAUUUUACUUCGCUCAUCGCCUGGACUAUUCAACCAGCGGAAUCCUAUGCAUUCCCCUCAACAAAGUGUCUUGCACAGCGGUAUCGAAAGCAUUUGAGCAUCGAACAUCAAAGAAGUAUUACAUUGCCCUCCUGAAUGGACACGUGAAUCAGAAAUUCACCACCGUUGACAUAGAAAUAGGGGAUGAUAGCAGGUACGAAAAGACCAACAAAAAAAUGUGCACCACCUCAGAGCUUGAAUUCUGCAAAAAUCCGCGUAAAUGCGUAACGCACAUAGUCGUGUUAGAGAAAGGUUCUUACAAUAAUCGAGAAGCGACCAAAGUACUAAUUAAACCCAUAACGGGGCGGCGCCAUCAGAUUCGAGUUCAUUGUCAAAUUAUUGGUCACCCUAUUAUUGGUGAUUACACUUACGGUUUAGCCGAGGAUAAGCUUGUUCCACGAAUGUUUCUUCACGCUAUUAAACUAGUCAUACCGAACACAGUAGAGGGCAUAGAAGUCGAGACCAGAGAUCCUUUCAAUGAACAUUUUUUGCCUGAGUGGAAGCCUUAUUCGGAAGUACCCACUGAACUUGAAGACGCUUACAGCUCCUUUGAUGAACGGAAUUAAUCGAGUAGUUGACAACCAAAACUUGUUAUUUUUUAUAAAUAAAAUAUUUUUUUUGUCGAAUUUUUGCUUGAA